This is a messenger RNA of Hibiscus syriacus, 2193 nucleotides long. Its product is annotated as F-box/LRR-repeat MAX2 homolog A-like. Lineage: Eukaryota; Viridiplantae; Streptophyta; Magnoliopsida; Malvales; Malvaceae. Gene Ontology annotation, biological process: SCF-dependent proteasomal ubiquitin-dependent protein catabolic process. The coding region runs from base 114 to 2042 and encodes 642 amino acids. The transcript has a single exon. Gene Ontology annotation, cellular component: SCF ubiquitin ligase complex. The record is from RefSeq and is a predicted model, not a curated record.
UUCGCUCUCCAUUUCUCUUCUUUAAACUUACAAAACAAGGGUACAAAUAUCUUGUCUUAUCUCCUCCUAUACUCUCAUCCAGUCCAUUAACUUCAAUUAAAAAAACACCCCCGAUGGCAGCCACCACCAUUAACGACGUCCCCGAUGUUAUUCUAUUGAACAUCUUCGCUUCUAUCUCCGACACCCGAACCCGCAACUCCAUCUCACUCGUCUGCCGUAAGUUCAUGCUUUUGGACAGGGUCACGCGCCUCUCCCUUACGCUCCGCGGCAACGCCACGGACCUUUACAUGAUCCCCAUCUGUUUCAGAUCUGUUACUCACUUGGACCUCUCCUUCCUCUCCCCUUGGGGUCACUCCCUUCUCUCCUCUUCUCCGCUCGUUGAUCCUCUGCUCUUGGCUCAUCGCCUCCGCGUUGCGUUCCCCGCCGUCACUUCCUUGACGGUUUAUGUUAGAUCUCCGUCCACUAUCGAGGUUUUGGUCCAACAAUGGCCUGGGUUGAAGCGUGUGAAGCUGGUGAGGUGGCACCAGCGGCUCGCCUCCUGGCCAAUCGGACAAGAUUUCGUUUGUCUGUUCAAGCAGUGCCAGAAUCUGAAUUGGCUCGACUUGUCCAGCUUUUAUUAUUGGACCGAAGAUCUGCCCCCGGUUCUUCAAUAUUGCCCCGAGGUAUCGUCCUCGUUAGUCCACUUGAAUUUGCUAACGACGUCCUUUGCUGAAGGGUUUAAAUCUCAGGAGAUUAAAGAAAUCACCGCAGCUUGUCCUAACUUGAAGAACUUUUUGGUGGCCUGUAAUUUUGAUCCUAGAUACAUUGGGGUCGUCGGAGAUGAGACCUUGUUGGCCGUGGCCACUAACUGUCCUAAAUUGACUCUUUUGCAUUUGGCUGAUACAUCGUCCUUGGCCGAUGUUCGAGGUGAUCCGGACAACGAAGGAUUUACUUCCGAGGAUGCCGUGGUUACCAGUGCAACACUGGUGGAGUUCUUCUCCGGCUUGCCGAUGCUUCAAGAGCUCGUGCUUGAUGUUGGCCGGAACGUAAGGGAUACUUCGUUGGCGUUGGGAAUGUUGAACUGUAAAUGCAAGGAUUUGAGAGUGCUGAAGCUGGGGCAGUUUCAUGGGAUAUGUCUGGCGAUUGAAUCUCAGCUCGACGGGAUUGCCUUGUGUUCGGGGCUGCAAGAGCUUUCUAUUAAGAAUUGCGGAGAUUUGACGGAUAUGGGAUUGAUUGCGAUCGGGAGAGGGUGUUGUAAGCUGUCUAGCUUUGAAGUUCAAGGAUGUAAAAGGAUUACUGAGAAGGGACUCAGGACAAUGGCUUGCUUGCUAAGAAAUACGUUGGUUAAGGUCAAGGUUUCUUGUUGCAAGAAUCUUGAUGCUGCAGCUUCAUUGAGAGCUGUGGAGCCAAUCCGUGAUCGGAUUCAAUGGCUGCAUAUUGAUUGUGUCUGGAACGGAUUGGAUGAGAUAGGGAAUUCCGAGCACAGCUUUCAGCACGACCGAUUGGAAAUGGGAAGCAGCAGCGAGUAUGAUGAACACAUGAUGAGCAGGAAGAGAUGCAAAUACUCUUAUGACGUACCUUUCACUUUGAGGGGACGCCACAAACCAGCUGAAUGUGCAUUCGGAUUGAGCUCCCUUGCAAUAUACCCUCGGCUUUCGAAGAUGCAACUAGAUUGUGGUGAAACCAUAGGGUAUGCACUCACAGCACCGUCGGGCCAAAUGGACCUAAGCUUGUGGGAAAGGUUUUACCUUAAUGGCAUCGGCGAGUUGAGGCUAAGUGAACUAGAUUACUGGCCUCCGCAAGACAGGGAUGUCAACCACAGGAGCCUCUCACUUCCUUCAGCUGGAUUGCUGGCGGGAUGUCUUGAUCUUAGGAAGUUGUUUAUCCACGGGACGGCUCAUGAACACUUCAUGAUGUUCCUCCUUAAAAUCCCAAAUCUCAGAGACGUGCAAUUGAGAGAAGACUACUAUCCGGCACCUGAGAAUGACAUGAGUACAGAAAUGAGAGCAGGCUCGUGUAGUCGAUUUGAAGCUGCUCUCAAUAGGCGGAUCAUCCUCGACUGAAAUGAAGGAUCCUACCCAGAUUAGAUCAUAUUCAUGCUUGGUAAGAACAAGAGUUUUUCUUUUCCCCCUUUCAAUUUUAAGAAAUUGUAAGAGGCUCAUACAUGCCCCAUCCGCCAUCUUUGGCCUAAUUUUGUACCGAGAAGUGCCGAUU